Molecule: messenger RNA, 3817 nt
Organism: Vespa crabro (European hornet)
Lineage: Eukaryota; Metazoa; Arthropoda; Insecta; Hymenoptera; Vespidae
Product: transient receptor potential channel pyrexia
Exons: 3
Coding region: 413-3343 (976 amino acids)
Biological process (GO): transmembrane transport; monoatomic ion transport
Cellular component (GO): membrane
Molecular function (GO): monoatomic ion channel activity; protein binding
Source: RefSeq, a predicted model, not a curated record
CAUAGACUGUCUCAGUGUCAAUCGGACCGUCCGAUGGUACGAUCGAGUAAAUACAACGAGGACGAAAGUUACCUCACAAAUUCUUAUUUGCCUGAUCUACUUCAAAACAAAUGCAGUUGCCGGCAUUAGAUCAUCAAGAGUAAAUUCUUAUGUUAUGACCACGUGAUUAUCGAGAACGUUCUUGUCCUUAAUUCUUGGAGGAGUCACGAAGUAAAUAAUGUCAGUUCCAGUAGGUAACGGAUCUCACACGUCUUAGUACUUAGCAAUCUAUUUGCCCGAUUUUCCAAUUGACAUUCGCGUUGUACAUACAUAUGUACAUACGUAACGCUUUACUUGCGACUGUUUUCGACGUCAUAUAGAGAUAGAUGAACGCAAGGAUAACUUGAGCUCAAACAAUGGCUACCAGGCCGGGAUGAGCGAUACUUCAAGGACAUUAAUUUUACCAUUGCCAAGAAGUAAAAUAGAAAGGAAAGAGAGAGCUGCUGAUGAUAUGAAUGACUCGAAUAUAACCACGCCUAUCUCGGCUAAACGUAAAGCGACGACCUCUUUGCUGUUGACACGAUGGUUAGGAUCAAAGAGUCCUUCUUCACAGGAUAUCGAAAGUGGUGAUAAUUGGUCGUUGGAACGAUCGAUGGAUUAUGGAACACCACCACCCGUAGAAGAACCACAUUGUUACUCAAUGUGUAUCAGUGAAAGUUCUUGCACCGAGGAAACCAAUUAUUCUUUGCAAGUUAACAAAGACAUUAUAAGAAAUCUAUUGAUCGAGCAUACCAGACAAAUAGGUAGUAAGAUACAAAUAUUGGAAGAUCUUGAAUUGGGAAGGAUCGACGUUGAUAAUAAAGAAAAGAUUAUUAAUAGUUAUAAACAGGAAGAGAUUGAUACGUUAUUAUUACACGCUUGUUUUCUCGGUCGUGUGGAUUACAUAAUUGGCCUUGAAAAAUGCGGAGCUAAUGUGAAUACAUCCGAACAAGAACAAAAUCUAACGCCGUUGCAUCUUUGCGCGUUUAGUAAUUCGUUAAUCGGUCUAGAAUAUUUGAUCGGCCAUGGAGCCAACAUAAAUUGCGGUAAGGGCCACACCCCAUUUCAUUAUGCGGCUUUUGGUAAUUCCUACGAGGUAGCACGGUAUUUCUUACAGAAAAAUAUCACCGAGGAAUCGUUACACUCGGAAGAGACCGUACUUCAUGUAGCGGCACGUAGUAAUGCUUUGGAAGUGUUAAAGCUAUUGGCACCAAAUAAUAUUUCAUUAAAUCGAUUGGAUGUUAAUGGAUUUGCACCUAUACAUUACGUUGCCGAUAAAGGUGAUCCGGCAUGUUUGAAGAUACUUUUACAAGCUGCUUGUCAAGUUGAUCUAUCAAGCAAAAAAGGUGAUACCGCGUUACAUAUCGCUGCCGAAGCCGGAUGUCUCGAAAAUGUUGAUCUAUUAUUGGAAAAUGAUGCAAACGUUAAUUUGAAGAAUAACAGAGGACAGACCGCAUUACAUUUGGCAGCUCGUUCUCAUUGUUUAGACUGCGUUGAACUUUUAUUAAGGAAAGGUCAUAGCGAUCCAAACGACGAGGAUAUAGACGGUAGAACGCCCCUUCACUUAGCUUUGGGUAGAUCAUUGUUGGCUUACGACGUUACUGAAACUCUUAUCAUUUGGAGGGCAAAUGUUAAUAAGGUCGAUAAAUAUGGUUAUACGCCACUUCACGUCGCUGCUUUGAACGAGUUAUCGCAAUGCGUUGAUAUACUGAUACAACAUAAUGGUGAUCUCAGUGCAAGAACGAAGGGGGGUACCAGUGCAUUGUCAAUAAUACUACGUAAAACCCCAACAUCCUUGGACGUAUUUAAGCAAAGAUUAGACGCCUCGAUUACUCUUCAUCAGCAUAGAUCAGCCGCCGGUGAGAUCGAAUUGAGACUUGAUUUUCAUCCCCUUUUGCAACAUCAACAAAAAGGGGAGAUCGGUUAUUUAGGUACCUUCGUCAAGGAAGGUUACAAAGAAAUACUCGAACAUCCCCUUUGUCAAUCAUUUCUUCAUCUUAAAUGGCAAAAGAUCAAAAAAUAUUACAUCGGUAGAUUAUUGUUUUACUUACUUUAUGUUCUCGUCCUUACCGCUUGGGUAAUAACUGCUCUUGCACAUAAUUGUUAUAACGAGUCCCAUGGACAGGUAGAUGAUCCUAGUACAACACUUUGCGCUAAUACCACAGGUCUAAAUGGCUUUCUCUAUAGGCAUCCUGUAGUGUUAGAGGUCGAAUGGUAUGCCUUGGUAGUUCUUACCGUAUUAGAAGCUCUUAGAAAGUUAACAGGUAUCUUGACUUACCUAUCGGUCAAACAAUUCUUCACUCAGGCCGAGAAUAUGGUCGAAUGGUGUGUGAUAUUAAGUGUAUUUGCCACGUCCUUCGUUUAUACAGGUAGAACAUAUACGUGGCAGAGUCACGUAGGUGCUUUCGCUGUAUUAUGCGGCUGGAGUAACCUCAUGUUAAUGAUAGGACAACUUCCUAUGUUUGGUGCCUACGUAGCUAUGUUUACAAGCGUUCAAGCACAAGUAUUUAAACUCUUAUUAGCUUAUGCCUGUUUACUCGUUGGCUUUACCGCCAGUUUCUGCGUUAUAUUUCCACGAUCGAAAUCAUUCAGCAGUCCUCAUACUGGUUUAAUAAAAGUUCUCGUCAUGAUGACAGGUGAGUUAGACUUUGAGGAUUUAUUUUUCCCUGGUGAGGAGGAAGGUGGUAAAUCAGUAGACGUAAGUGGCACCUCAUGGAUUUUACUUCAAGUUUCUGCACAAUUAUCAUUCGUAUUAUUCCUUUUAUUUGUCACUAUAGUAUUGAUGAAUUUGCUCGUAGGUAUAGCGGUUCAUGAUAUUAAAGGUCUUCAAAAGACGGCAGGUCUUGCUAAGUUGGUACGACAAACGAAACUUAUUUGUGACGUUGAGAGGGCUCUAUUUCUUGGGCUAUUGCCAAAUAAAUUGACGAAACUUUUAUGGUGGACGGCUGUGGUAUUGCCGUCACCAUUACGUGCUAUCCUUACAGUUAGGCCAUUGAAUCCUAGAGAAACAAGAUUACCUCGUGAUGUUUUGACGGCCGCUCACAAGGUUGCCAAAGAUAGGAAAUUUGCAAGCGGUACCUUGACCAGUAAAAAAAGUAAUAGCACGUAUUACACUUAUGUUAAAAGCGAUGGCUAUUCGACCAUAAGAAAUCGCUUUAAUGGAAAUGAUAACCUUUCUGAAGACAAUGGCAAUAAAUUCAAGGAUGAACUCUUGGAAGUUAGAAAAAUUUGCGAGAAGAAUCAUCAGCUAAUACAGGAUCUUGUUAUCGCUCUUGCUAUGGAUAAGAAAUAUAAUAAAGAACAACAAGAGGAUGAGAAUCAUUAAAGAGGGAGGGGAACGAUUAGAUUAGAUCGAAUCCGUGAUCAACGAGAGAGAGAGAGAGAGAGGAGAUAUUAAUUGGAUAAUUAAUUUCUUCUAACUCGUUAAGAUUCUAAUCAACAACGAUCGGGAUGUUUAUCAAACUUCGUCUUUUCUUUUUGUUUUUCCUUUUAUUUAUUUAUUUUCCUUUUUUUCUUUUUUUUUUUUCUUUUUUUUCCUUCUUUUGCUAAUAUGUGUUACUUUUAAAUCAUGGACUUCCUAUCACUGUGCGUAAUGAAACAAAAAAUUUCAUUAACCAUUAUAGUCUUAUGUAUCAUAUUGGGUAUCUCGCGGUGUAUAAAUUUUUUUUUUCCUCUUUCUUUUUUCUUUGUUUAAAUCUUUUUAUAGUCCAUGACAAAUUAUCAAGGAUGCCAAAUUUUGACAACUAGUCAAUGUACAACUGUUAAAAUAUAUUUGAUUAAAUGGCGCACGAGAAAAAAU